AUAAUAGAAUGUAUUGAUUGAUUGACAGAUCCUUCAGAGUCAUGGAGGUGCAGACAGAAUGAUUCUACUGCUACAGAUCUACCACGAGGAGGACCUAGCCUACCAGGACCUGGUCACCGUAGCAACCACCUUCUACCAGUACCUGCUGCAACCCUUCAGAGACAUGAGAGAACUGGCAGGGCUCUACAAGAUGGAGAUACUAAAGUCUCUGGAUGAGGAGGAGCUGGGUCCUAAGAGGAUCCAGUCUCCUCCAUACAGGACAUCACACAGCUCUCCACAGACCCUCUCAGCUGCCCUCCCUUAUAGCAGCUCUCCACAGACCCUCUCAGCUGCCCCCCUUAUAGCAGCUCUCCACAGACCCUCUCAGCUGCCCCCCUUAGAGCAGCUCUCCAGACCCUCUCAGCUGCCCUCCCUUUUAGAGCAGCUCUCCAGACCCCCUCAGCUGCCCCCUUUAGAGCAGCUCUCCAGACCCCCUCAGCUGCCCCCCUCCUCAGGGGAAACCUUGUGUAUGCUGCGUGUGAUGGGGGAGGAUAAGCGUGGUUUUGGUCAGGCCUCCUGGGCCUCAGCAGCUCCUAGACUGGAGAAGCUGCGUUUCCUGCUGGCUAAAGAGACCCUGCAACACAUGAGAGCAACUGAGAUGUGUCUGCACCGCAAGAAACACACCAUCAGAGAGAAGAUGGGAGGUCUGUCUGGCCAGGACCAGAGGGGACCAGAGACUGUAGAUAACCUAGAGCUUCAGUACUACGAGGCUCAGCUAGAACUCUACGAUGUCAAGUUUGAGAUCCUCAAGAACGAAGAGCUUCUAUUGGUCGCUCAGAUCGACACCCUGCGACGCCAGAUCAAAGAGCUGAAAGAGGAGGUGGUGUAUUAUGAUGUGUGUGAGGAUCCAGAGGAGCUCCAAAGCCUAUCACAGACAGCUGCACCUUUAGACCCCACCCACUCACCUGUCAAUCACCUGGGGCGACGCCUACAGCAGCUGGAAGCCAAGAGAGGGAACAUCUGUGCCCGCCGCGCAUACCUCCGCAACAAGAAGGAUCAGUGUGUGGAGGCUAACGAGCAGAAGCACCGUCUGGCCCAGCACAGCUCCACUCACUUUACCCAGCACCACGGAGUAGCCCUGAAGAGAGAGAAGAGGAGAGAGGAUGAAGAGAGGAGGAAGGAGUGGAUGGACCAGGAGAGAGAGAGAACCCUGAGCAGACUCCGCUCCUUCAGAGAGAAGCGACAGGGAAGUUACGUCCUGAAGACUCCACGAUCCAAGAUGGCUGCCAGGGAGCCGCAGUGUUCCGACCUCUCCCAGCCUCUGUCAAUCAUUAGCAUCGGCCCCUCCCCUUCAUCUAAUGGGGCCGCCCCCAGAAAGACCCCCAGGAAACUCAAACCUAAAGACAUCCCCAUCCAAAUCUUCACUCCUCCUCUCCCUCCUCCUUCGCCUCUGCCAACUACACCUCCCACUACAGCUGUACCCCCACCUCAGACCUCCUCUCCUCCUCCUCCUCCCCCUCCUCCUCCCCCUCCCCUACCCCCACCUCCUCCCCCGCCACCCCUCCCUGCCCUCACCCCCUGUAAGACAGAGGUAGGGGACUCCCCCAUGCCUCUCAGUGAGAGAGAGGCCACACCCUUCCCUGCCAAAAUGACCCUGAAGCAGAACCUAGGUUCUAUGGACGAGGUGUUGGCAUCAUUACAGCGUGGUCAGGUCAGGCUGCGUCGUGUCCAGCCCCUUGCCCCUCCUGGUCCCGGCCUGGCGCCCUCCGGUGGCGACCUCAGGGAUAACAUCAUGUCUGCCAUCAGA
Messenger RNA from Oncorhynchus gorbuscha (pink salmon), 1786 nucleotides. Its product is annotated as WASP homolog-associated protein with actin, membranes and microtubules-like. Lineage: Eukaryota; Metazoa; Chordata; Actinopteri; Salmoniformes; Salmonidae. The annotation marks the transcript as partial. Gene Ontology annotation, biological process: endoplasmic reticulum to Golgi vesicle-mediated transport; Arp2/3 complex-mediated actin nucleation. The transcript has 10 exons. The record is from RefSeq and is a predicted model, not a curated record. Gene Ontology annotation, cellular component: cytoplasm; endoplasmic reticulum-Golgi intermediate compartment membrane. Gene Ontology annotation, molecular function: Arp2/3 complex binding.